This is a messenger RNA of Ixodes scapularis (black-legged tick), 924 nucleotides long. RefSeq lists its product as uncharacterized. NCBI's taxonomy places the organism in Eukaryota, Metazoa, Arthropoda, Arachnida, Ixodida, Ixodidae. The transcript has 2 exons. The coding region runs from base 1 to 924 and encodes 307 amino acids. The record is from RefSeq and is a predicted model, not a curated record.
AUGCAGCAAGGAGAGCCUUCGGGCCCGCCGCCACCCACUGUUGCAGCAGCCGCAGUCCGCCUUCCACCGUACUGGGUCCGCAAUCAGCGAGUUUGGUUCCUGCAAGCGGAAUCACAAUUUCACCUCGCUGGGGUCACCACACAAGGUCGGAAGUACCACCACGUCGUCUCGGCUCCUUCACCAGCUGCCGCCGACGAAGUCUACGACGUUCUGGCAAAUCCCUGUCCAGCAACACCGUAUGACCAACUGAAGAAUGCUCUGCUCCAGGGCACCGAGGUUUCGGAACGUUCCCGCGUGCAGCAGCUUCUCUGGGCGGAAGAGCUCGGUGACCGGCGGCCAAGCCAGUUGCUGCGACGCAUGACCCAGCUUCUUGGAGAGCGCGCUAACAAUAUGGACGACGUAUUCCUCCGCGAGCUGUUCUUGCAAAGGCUACCUUCCAAUGUCCAGAUGGUUUUGGCAACAGCAACAACGUUGGACCUCACCGGACUUGCCGCGCCGGCCGACGCCGUGAUGGAGGUGACCACUCCAUCCGUCGCCAAUGUUACCGUGGCUCCACAGCAACCAACAGCCCUGUACUCUGCAUCGGCCGCCAACAGCCAGCCUCCCCAGGCCAACAUCGAGAAGCUUUGCCGACGUUUAGAGGAGAUCGUCGUCGCAGCUACACAAGGCCGCCUGGCAUCAGUCAACCAAAAGCUUGAUGUGCUCCUGAGCUUAAAGGAAAGCGUCGAUACCCUUCUAACACUACCUGCCAAGGUCGACGCUGUAUUGGCACUAAAGCCCACUGUGGAGUGGCUACAGACUACCGUAAAAGAAGUUGAGGAGUCUGUUACUUUUAUCAACGCGCAGUAUGACUCUAUGGUAGUGGAAGCUGCAGCUCAGAAACAACUAACACAGGACCUCAGAGCGGAAGUCGGGGCACUCUAG